ACACGAACCAAUCGAAUGAAGUUGACAUUCUAUUCGAACACUAAAGUUAUUUGAUAUAAACAUAAUUAAUAAAUGUCGCUACUCCACAGUCCUAAUAUGUCACUUGGAAUUUCUUAGGUCAACACUCGCUAAGCGACGAGAGAUGAAAAGAAAUAAUAGCAAAUCGUGUUGGCCGUAAACAAUGCAGGAAUAAUAUAACUUGUAGCUGUAAAUCGAUGGUAUUCGUCGGCCUGUUUCUGCUCCUACGGUGCUGGUUUUUGAACGGUAUGGUGUAUGGAAUGCGUGUUAAAUUUGUGGCGUCUUUACUGAUAUGUAAACUACCGCAAAGUUUCUGACAAUUUGAUCUGCUUAUCCUCUGUCAAUUCGGACAGGCUUUCAAGAAUUUUAAAUCACACAGUGUAAUACUAGAAAUGUCUAGAUUUUAGACUUCACAGAUAGUAUUUAUACUAUUAAACCAGCGAAUCGUUUGGGUUUAUUUAUUAAACUACAAAAGUCAAUUUGUUACAUUAUUAUGUCUCGUAUAAAAGGCGACCCCGACGUCCUAAAGGCUAAGCUAUCCAAAAAGAUUGCCGAAUUGAGUUCGGUUGUACAGUUAUUGUUUACGCGCAACCAUGAGAAGGAACUCGAGCUGUCGGCCACCAAGAAAGCUUGCCAGGAUGAAAUUCGUCGAGUCACCGAAGAAGGAAAGAGCAAACUAAACUGGCUUGAGAAACAGCUGGACGAUUUAGAGCGAUUUCGAACCUUACUUGAGAUGAAGACGGACGAAUGUGAACGUACGAAAGCCACCGUCGAGACGCUUCACGAGAAGCAGUUGCAAGCCGAACGAAAAGUGAUCGAACGUGGCACGAUGCUGAGUGAAGCGUUAGCCGAAAUCGAGAACUUGAAAAAGGAUAUUGCAGCUCGCUCGCCUGAAGAGGUCGAAGCGUUAAAACGCGAAAAGUUGGAACUGUCAAAUGAGCUUUCGAGCGAGCGAGUAAAUUUGACCCAACAAAAGGAUUUAGUAUGUGAUUUACAAAAUAAAGUCGAACUCAUUGAGGCUAACCUCAGCAAUAUGCUAAGCGAAAAUCAAACUUUAAAACAAGAAUGUACGCAGCUAAAAGACGAUUUAUCGUUCGCACAGGACGAAGUUCGCACGCUAACGCAUUCUCUGCACGAAGCGAAACGACAUGGGGAACGAGCGCUUCAGAGGACUCGGAAACUUGAAGAAAAAAAUAAACAAAUCGCAGCUGAAAAAUCAGCUUUGGAGAGGAAUAGUGAACAGUUAAAUGAACAAAUGAACAAGUUACUUUUAGCAAAACAGUUUGGAGAUAAGCCGAUGACGAAGAUUAGGCCUUCAUCUCCCAAGACAGUGGAUAUUACUGCAUUAGCAUUCGAUAAAAUAAAGCCAAAGCCGACACAGGUAAUUAUAUAGAGGGAUUACUCCAAAUCCCUGUUUGUUUUUACAACUUUUAUAUUAGAUAGUACCAGUUAUAUUCAUUUCACUCAAUUCACUGGAUAAUACCAGAGUGGUGACUCUAAAUCCCAUGCGAGGCACUCUCCCCUAUACUAAUAUUGCAUCUAUGUGGUAACAGUAAAUAGUACAUAAACAUACACCAAUUGCCCAAUUCAAUCUAUCCAAAAUGAGUAUGCUAAUUAAUAUCCUACAGCACGCGCGAUAAUAUCCUGUCAACUCUCAUCAGCUCUUUUUCUCGUUUGACCGAGCCGAGCAAUGAGAGCCGUUGAGAAAACUCUAUUUAUGCAACCACGGAUAAACACUAUCCCGUUUUGUUGGAUAGCGCGCUAUCCAGACUUCAAACAGCCCAGGGCAUUAUGUUGUAAUUGGAAACGGUAAGAAAAUAUUUCAAUUCUCAUUUUAGAAAGACGACGAGGUUCAGUUCCUGAAAAACGAAAUAGAGAAAUAUCGUCUUGAAUUGAAAAAUAGAGAAGUGAAUUUCAACCGCGUGUUUGCUGAUAAAACUCCACUCAUUAUAAAGAAACCUGCAGAAAUCACGGCUGAAGAAAUGGUGGGUAAUUUUCACUAUUUUAUAAACUGAAUAAAAAUUUGUUAAUGCAUGGUACAGUAAAAGUAACCACCUGACAUUCUGUGUAUUUUUUGUCGAAAAUUUAUAGUUUCAAAAAAGCUCAUUAUGUUUUAAGUCAUAUCUUGAAUUUCAAGGCCGGAAAAAUCAACUAAACUACCAUCUCUUGGGAAAAAAACUUUGACCACUCUACCACAGAGUAAUUAUAUACAGAGGUCUCACUUCCGCGAAAAAAACCGUAAAGUAGUUUUUGCUGCGCAUAUCUGCCGGUCAUGUUCUUAGCAAAUGCCCUAAGUGAGGCAUUCCGCAUUCACACCCCCACCCCCCCGGGACAUUAAAUUUCAAUAUGUUUUCAGGGGUCGACGGCCUCUCUUUAGGGAACUUGGCUAAGAACAUAACGGGCAUUACGCUAAAUUAACCUGAAGUGAGACCUCUGUAUGUAAUUACUCUGUGGCCCAAAGUUGGGAAUUCUACAUCCUCGUUCCCAGGGCUUCUCGGCUGACAACGCAGGCAGCCGAGAAACCUGGGAACGAGGAUGGGAAUUCUACGCAAUGACGAAAUUUAACAUAUUUUGCGUUCUCUUUUCCUUGUAGCGUUUGAGGAAUUUAACGGGCUUGACAAGUUUCAAAAAGACGUACACUACAUUGCCUUCUGUUGUCAGUGCAGAGUCUAAACCUGUCAAUGGUUUCCAUUCAACAAGGAUGAGGAAAAUGAAACAUUUAUGAAGAUUUUGUAUAGCAUUAUUAUAGCUUGUAUUUAUAUUAUUGUAAUAAAACCAAAGGCACUAAACCAAAAACACCUUUAAAAGAGUUUAUCAAAUAACAGCAGGGUUAUUUCUUUCCCCACCCCUAACGUUGCAAGUGUCACUUUUUUCCCUAUCUGGGAGCGGUCUGCAGGGAAGACUGAUACCUUUGACAAGUGGUGAGGCCAAAUCGUAUCGUAAAUUCUUUAAUAUAUUUUGUCAGUGUUGCUUUAAGUUAUUGUGUUUUAAAGUUGUUGUGACCUAUUUUAACAUUAAUAGGACUUCAAAUGCAUGUGUACUCUAAAUAAUGUCCUAAAUAAUGUCCAUUGCGUUUUCAAAAUAUUUGUUUUCAACAUUUUUUGGAUGGGUCAAGUUGUCCAAUAUAUUGUAAACCAUGCAUGGGAAUAACUCAUUUUCAUAAUUCUAUUUUUUAUAACUUUCAUUGCUUUAUUCUAUGCUUUUUCAUGCCACUUAAACCCCAAAUAUAUAUUUUUUGAAUAUAUGUGUAAUACUUGGAUCAGUCUAGGAAGAGGUGUAAUAUCUUUUUAUAGUAUCAAAAAUCUCAUGUUGAUCAACUUUUGCACUGUUAAAGUUUUUGGAUAUGAUUUCAUUUGUUGUAUUGCAAAUAAUUAGCUUUCCUUUGUUUUUUGCUCCAAAAAUUCAUCUUAUUCAUGGAAUGACAUCAUACAAGGAAUACUUAAUUUCAUUGCUAAUUAUUAUAUGCUUUUUCAUAAAGUGCCACUAACCCCAACUAUGAUGUUUUGUAUAUAUUUGGAUCAUUCUAGUGAGAAGUGUAACGUAUCUUUAUGGAAAAAAACCUUAAAUUGAUUAAUUUUUUCACUGUUAAAGUUGUUGGAUAUGAUGUCAUUAGAUGUAUUGCAAAUUAGCUUUCCUUUGUUUAUUGCUCCAAAAAUCCAGGUACUAAAGUAGCCAUGAAGGACUAGCCCAGUUAGUUGGCUAAUGACAUCAUACAAGGUCAGUGAAAAAGUUGGUCAAGAUGAGCUUUUUUACUAUAAAGAUAUAUUGCAUUUCUUCUAAGAAUGACCAAAAUUAAUAAUACCAAAUAUGCAUACCAAAAAUCAUAUUUGGGGUUAAAAACCUAUUUGAUGCUAACCAGUCAUACAAUUGAAUGAGAGACUUGCAUAUUUUAGUAUUACACUAAUAUUAAUAAAUUAUUAAUAAAUAUUAAUAACCACUCAUAAUUAUGAGAGGAUGCCUCCCAUUAGCAAACAUCAUGCCUUGGUUCUGAGGGUGUCCACUUAUGGGAGGUUUGAUUGUAUACAUAACUAGAUGUCACAUAAUAUAUACGGUACUGUAUGCAUCCUCGAUAGCUGCAUGUACAUGUAACACCUUACUCUGAACCUUUGCUGACUUCCUGUUCUACCAAACCCCUCACUCUAUCAAUAGUCAAGCCAUUUUUAUUUACCAACACUGAUUUAAUCUGAGAUCUUAAUCCUUUCUCAACAAUGAUGUUUGUUUUCCUUAGUCGCAAUAUGGAUGCGAGAUAAGUCACCAGUUCAGCAUUCGCUUCGCCUUCUCGAGCUGGAGCACCCACUCGAACUCCAAUACAAUCAUCUGCUAUAUCUAAAAUGAAAUUACAUCGUAAGGCCAAAAAAGAAAGAAAUAC
Paramuricea clavata is the source of this 4387-nucleotide messenger RNA. The record is from the annotation of a GenBank genome assembly. Lineage: Eukaryota; Metazoa; Cnidaria; Anthozoa; Malacalcyonacea; Plexauridae.